AUGGAUAAAUACGAGAUGAUAGAAAUCGUAGGAGAGGGAAGUUAUGGCAUAGUGAUGAAAUGUAAGCAUCGCGAGAGCGGGCAAUUUGUAGCCAUUAAGAGAUUUCUCGAAACCGAGGAAGAUUACGAAGUGCGAAUAAUGGCAUUUCGAGAAAUCCGAAUGUUGAAAAUAAUGCAUCGUGAUAUCAAGCCAGAAAAUAUCCUUAUAUCUCCGAACGGUGUGGUGAAGCUUUGCGAUUUUGGAUUUGCACGUUUUGUAAAUAGUCCCAAUGAAUCUUGCACGGAUUACGUGGCGACAAGAUGGUAUCGUGCCCCGGAAUUGUUAGUCGGUGAUCCUCGAUACGGCAGACCGAUAGACAUUUGGGCGGUAGGCUGUUUGUACGCGGAAAUGAUGGUCGGGAAUCCUUUGUUUCCUGGUAAUAGCGACGUAGAUCAGCUCUAUCGAAUAACCAAAAUACUUGGAGGACUAUGUAUGAAGCAUCAAAGUUUAAUAGAUCGUAGCAGACCUGGUCAAAUAUUGCGGCAUGCGAGCGCGGAUGAGCUCAUAGGACCACCUCAGUCCGGUGUUUUCUCGAUUCGUAAAUUAUUUCCCAAAUGGGAUAUAGUCGCCAUCGAUUUUUUGGCUCAAUGCCUUCGUAUGGAUCCCGACUUAAGAUCAAAAUCUUUCAUGCUCUUGGAACAUCCGUUUUUUAUAAAAGAUCGAUUUGCCGAUAAAUUUCUUGUAGUUUUGAGAGAAAGUAUCGAUAUAGAAUCUUCUAUGAAUCCUUUAUCCAGUAAAAUAUUGAGUGAAAAAGAGCCGAGUAUUUUUACGAAUUUGUUCGAAACAUCGUCGAAAACUGUUUACCAACAUUUUCCCAGGUCUUUAUUCUCUGAUUAA
This is a messenger RNA of Apis laboriosa (Himalayan honeybee), 876 nucleotides long. RefSeq names its product cyclin-dependent kinase-like 4. NCBI's taxonomy places the organism in Eukaryota, Metazoa, Arthropoda, Insecta, Hymenoptera, Apidae. Gene Ontology annotation, cellular component: cytoplasm; nucleus. The coding region runs from base 1 to 876 and encodes 291 amino acids. Gene Ontology annotation, biological process: intracellular signal transduction; protein phosphorylation. Gene Ontology annotation, molecular function: ATP binding; MAP kinase activity. The transcript has 3 exons. The record is from RefSeq and is a predicted model, not a curated record.